ACAUUUGCAUUGAGCAAGAGAGAGGCGAGAGAGAGAGAGGCGAGAGAAAAGCAGAAGAAGCAAUCGUGAGAGAGAGACUCUCGAGUCUUCCUGAGUCACUCCCCUCUCCUCUCACACCUCUUUGCUUCCGCGACGACGGCGAAUUUGGCAGAGAUAAAGAGAGCAAACAACAUCUUCCCCUUCAAUUACCUUUGUUAGGGUUGUGUAUUCUGUGUUCUUGAUUCUUCUUCACAAUGCAUAAGUUGAAUAGAAACAACCGUGACAAACUUCAGCAGUUCGUGGAUAUCACAGGAGCUAGUGAGAAGAGUGCUCUUCAGGCUCUCAAAGCCACUGAUUGGCACCUUGAAGCAGCCUUUGAUGUGUUUUACAGCCAGCCUCACCCAAGAACCAAUUCUUCUGAUGUAAGACGCUUGGAGGAGCUCUACAAUAGAUAUAAAGACCAAUAUUCUGAUAUGAUUCUAGCAGAGGGUAUCUCGAAUCUGUGUAAUGAUCUUGAGGUGGAACCACAAGACAUAGUCACGUUGGUUCUUUCGUGGCAUAUGAACGCUGCCACAGCGUGUGAAUUUUCCAAGCAAGAAUUUAUCACUGGAUUACAGGCGUUAGGUGUAGAUUCAGUUGGGAAGUUGCGCGAAAAGCUGCCAUUUAUGCGUUCUGAGCUAAAAGAUGAACAAAAGUUCCAUGAUAUAUACAACUUUGCGUUUGGGUGGGCGAAAGAGAAGGGGCAAAAAUCUCUUGCUCUAGAUACGGCGAUCGGGAUGUGGCAGUUGUUAUUUGCAGAAAGAGAGUGGCCGUUGGUAACUCACUGGUGUGAUUUCUUGCAGGAUCGUCAUAACAAGGCCAUAUCUAAGGACACAUGGGCGCAGCUCCUGGAAUUUUCAAGGAUGGUCGACCCUGUGCUGUCGAAUUAUGAUGCAGAAGGAGCAUGGCCUUACCUCAUUGAUGAAUUCGUUGAGUACCUGUAUGACAAGAAUGUCGUUGAGAAGUGACCAGACAACUGGGAGAAGUAAUUUGUUCUAUCUUGCAAUGUUCCUUUCGUCUCAUUAUUUUAAUAGACUUUACUUAUCUUACAGAUUUCUAUUGUGUUUCUGGUCAGAAUCUUGAAAUUGAUUAUUAAAUAAGUCAGCUUUUUAACUUUUAA
Camelina sativa (false flax) is the source of this 1138-nucleotide messenger RNA. RefSeq lists its product as uncharacterized. Gene Ontology annotation, biological process: protein neddylation. Lineage: Eukaryota; Viridiplantae; Streptophyta; Magnoliopsida; Brassicales; Brassicaceae. Gene Ontology annotation, cellular component: ubiquitin ligase complex. Gene Ontology annotation, molecular function: ubiquitin-like protein binding; ubiquitin conjugating enzyme binding; cullin family protein binding. The record is from RefSeq and is a predicted model, not a curated record.